Messenger RNA from Lactuca sativa (garden lettuce), 1142 nucleotides. RefSeq lists its product as uncharacterized. NCBI's taxonomy places the organism in Eukaryota, Viridiplantae, Streptophyta, Magnoliopsida, Asterales, Asteraceae. The record is from RefSeq and is a predicted model, not a curated record.
CAUGGUCUCGAACUGGUCGCUGUCAGAUCUCUUCGCCGACGUUGUCUGUGUGUCUGUGUUUGUAUGUUUCUCACCGUUUUAAAGAGAGAAAGAGACAACCACUGCGUAUGUCGAAUGAAUUUCUACUUCCAGUGUUCAUCAUAUCGUGAUUAUUACUAGAAGGCGAAAGAGAUUCUGGUUCUCCAAUAACUUUUCCUCCUUCAUCAUCAUGUGGGGUUUUGCUUCAAAUGUCAGCUCGAAAGACUCCACAAGACCCAAUCAAGCUUCUUCCGAAUGUUCUGAUGACGAAAUCUCCAUUAACAACAACAGAGAUGAAGCUCUAGAGUGCCCCAUUUGCUGGGAAUCCUUCAAUAUCGUUGAAAAUGUUCCCUACGUCUUAUGGUGUGGCCAUACCCUUUGUAAAAACUGUGUUCUUGGACUCCAAUGGGCUGUUGUCAAACUCCCAACUCUUCCAAUUCAACUCCCGUUUUUCAUAUCUUGUCCAUGGUGCAACCUGUUAUCACUUCGCCUUGUUUACAAAGGCAACCUCAAGUUUCCUAAAAAGAAUUACUUUCUUCUAUGGAUGGUUGAAAGCAUAAAUGGUGAAAGAAAGUCUCAUUCCAAUUCUUGUGGUGACCAUUUACUACCAGUAGUUCCUGGUUGGAGUUGGAGUCGAGGGUUGAUCACUAAUCAAGCUACCCAUACGAAUACCCAUGUGGGCCCACGUAGCCAUGUGAAUGCUGAGAGAUUGCAGUCAUCUUUGAGAAAAUCUUUGAUCUUUUUUGUUCACUUAACAGCUAAGUUCCCUUUGGUGUUCAUAUUUCUGCUUAUUGUUCUUUAUGCUAUACCUGCAAGUGCUGUGAUCUUGGCUGUGUAUAUUCUCAUCACAAUUCUGUUUGCUUUGCCAUCUUUUCUUGUUCUUUAUUUCGCGUACCCGAGUCUUGAUUGGUUGGUAAGAGAAAUCAUCACUUGAAGUAUGCAGAAUUUUGAAAGAUGUUGAAUCUUGGAAGAACUUUGGGUUGUAAGAAUCAUAUAUAUAUAAUAGAUUAGUUAUCAGGUGUCUUGUUACUUCUUUCUCUAUUCAUGUAAAAAAUGAGUGUGUAAUAUUGUGGAUUUUGUUAGAAUUUUUAUGGCAGUGUCAAAAGUAUGUAUAUUAUGAUUUA